Molecule: messenger RNA, 2083 nt
Organism: Labrus bergylta (ballan wrasse)
Lineage: Eukaryota; Metazoa; Chordata; Actinopteri; Labriformes; Labridae
Gene: eva1c
Product: eva-1 homolog C (C. elegans)
Cellular component (GO): extracellular region
Molecular function (GO): heparin binding; carbohydrate binding
Source: RefSeq, a predicted model, not a curated record
CAGCUGUUACUGUAAGACGCUUUCAGUUUCCACAUGCGUUUUAUUCAUGAAUCUGCGGAGUUGAGCAGCAACAAAGUCAAAGAGAGAUCACCAUACACCGGAUGAAAUCAGCUCGUGUGUCACUUUUCAACAACUUGUUGCGCAGCUGCUAUUUUCCAACCUUCCUCUGUGGUCCUCACUGCCGUGGACAGGGGCUCUCUGGGUGAUAUUUUCUUCUUUUUUUUGUAAAGGAGGACAGAUGGAUUAGGCUAAGCGGUGCCAGAAGAAGACACACCUUGAGGCAUUUCACCUUUCUGUCUGUGUGUGUUUUUUUUUUUUUUUUUUUUUCUUUGAAUGAAGUCCUGCAGCCUUCAGUGAGUUUUAGCUGUCUUGAAUAUGAUCUCAGAGACAGGGGAUGCGAGUCAUGAGCCGGACGCGUCCUUAUCCUGGACUAGAGUGGAGCCAGAGCCUCUUCUACCUGACUUUACUGCUGUGGACCAGACGCAUGAAUGGACUGGCUGACUUUUCAAACUACCUGUCCAGGAUCAUCACGAGCCACUCUGCUCAGGCGUGUGACGGACAGCCUCUGCGACUCCACUGUCCUCGUCACUCCACCAUCUCCAUCCAGACUGCGUUUUACGGGAGCGGCGAGGCGCGGCUGUGCAGAGCAGACCCUCCGCACAGAGCCCACAACCACAGCUGCUCUGCUUUUACCACCCUACAGAAGCUGUUGUCAGAGUGUCAGAGUCACAGAGAUUGUCAGCUGCCUGUCAACCACCUGCUGUUUGGGAAGGACCCCUGCCCUGGCACUUCCAAAUACCUCCAUGUGGACUACAAGUGUAAACCAACUGAACACAAAAGACAUGUGGUGUGUGACCGAGAGACCAUGGUCCUUCGCUGUAAGCCCCCCAAGGUUCUGAUCAUCUAUGCAGCUGUCUACGGGAGAAGUCUGGGUCAGACUGACACCUGCCCCUCACACCUGACAAGACCACCCCCGUUUGAGUGCCUGAACCACGAGGCCGUGCACUUGGUAUCCAAGUCCUGCUACAGCAAACACAAGUGUUCUGUUGCUGUCAGCAACCAGACGUUCCGGGACCCCUGCUUUCCAGGAACCAGGAAGUACCUCAGCGUGGUUUAUUCUUGUGUAUCACAGACGCUACUAAGGGAAGCAGACCCUCACAUAUUCAGCCCCACCUCAUCUACUACUGCAGUCACUGACAAAGCUUCUCCUACGGCGAUAACGGAACCUUUCCCCAAACGGUCGAGAAGGCCAGAAAACUCAGGAGCUAUGAUGAGCAACUCUCUCAUGACCUAUGCCUACAUCAAAGAGCAUCCAGAAAUGGCGGCGCUGCUCUUCACCUCCAGCGUGUGCGUCGGCCUUCUGCUCACACUGCUGGCUGUGUCAGUAAGAGUAACCUGCAGGAGGAGCCGGAUCAGAGAUCGCAGACUCGCACCCAAGUCCUGUAACCAGGCUGCUGAGUGCCAGGAGGAGGACAAUGAUGAGGAUGAUACGGAGGAUGACGAUGAAGAGGGAACAGAAAGCUCUUUGGUCUCGGCUGCAGAAAGGAAGGCGAUACAGUGCUGGGAGGAAGUGACGUAUGUGAGCGAGGCGGCCGAUCGUGCAGAGAGGAUUGACCGCAGGGAGAUGAUCAUGCAGGAAAUAUGGAUGAAUUCAUAUCUGAACGGCAGCUCGUGUUAAUUAAACUGGGGUGUGUGGAUUCUCUUCAGCACCUUCAGGAUUUAUUCAGGAUUCUGCAGCAGCUCCCAGCCUCAGAUUAUAUAGUGUAAAACAAAUAUUUGGGGGCAUUAAUACGCAGUUGGUUAUGUGUACUGCUGUUUUAGAGUGCUGUUUGUAAAUAAUUGAAUGUUCAGGUGAAACUGCAAUGCCAGCCAUUUUUUUAAAGGGUCAACAGAGUUUAAAACUGUCAAAUGGGUUUCCAUUUACAUCCUGAAUUUUUUAAAUGGUUCUAUGUAUUCACAUUGACAAACAAGCUCAGAUUGUUGGUCAAAAAACUGUUUACUGCUUAUAAAAAAGGAUAAAAUCACUUGUUUUGACAGAAGUUACUUGAAGUAAAUAAAAUGAUACUUCAUUUUUUAUUGUCAA